Molecule: messenger RNA, 2760 nt
Organism: Orbicella faveolata
Lineage: Eukaryota; Metazoa; Cnidaria; Anthozoa; Scleractinia; Merulinidae
Biological process (GO): multicellular organism development; protein phosphorylation; positive regulation of kinase activity
Cellular component (GO): signaling receptor complex; plasma membrane
Molecular function (GO): ATP binding; transmembrane receptor protein tyrosine kinase activity
Source: RefSeq, a predicted model, not a curated record
GCUGUCAAUAUUAUAAGUAAUAAGCCAUCAUUUAUGUUGCUCAUAUAACCUUCAUUUCGCUUAUCCCAUCACCUUAAGGGGAAGCCUGAUUUCCAGGCGAUCACUAGUUACCCCUAUUGAAGACAACUACCGGAAUCAUCUGUGACUUAUAGAGAGAUUCGACCAGUACGCACAUAAACUAUGGAUUUUCAGGAUUCCUUAAAUUUAAAGUUUCAGGCAGUGACAUCAACACACCCGGGAACAGAAACCAGAAUGAUGCGAGUUUUCACCUUUAUCCUGUGGCUGUGUACACGCACAACCCAAACAAAUACAAAAGAUUUUGUUGGGGUUUUAGCCGGUAUGAAAGACCUCACCGUUUUCGCAGACGGCCGUCUUGUUGGCCACAACAAUGGCAUCUGGGACGUCGCGAGGUUGAUUUCCUUUUCUAGCGAAACGAAAAUCAUUGCCGUCUCCGUUUACAACGAACCAGAAUAUUUGACUGGAUUCCUCGGAGUGUUCAGUAACGGAGUGGUCACGGAUAGAAGCUGGAAAUGCAUAAACACCAACAGCCCAGGAAAGGGAUGGGAGCAAACCAAUUUCAAUGACGAUGCAUGGCCGCACGCCUACAUGAGUUACAAUAACAGCGUAAGAAGAGCGUAUGGAAUCCCAUCAAGUAUUUACUGGAUUAAUCCGGUAAUUGAUAAUGCGAUCAGAUUUUUCUGUAGACGUCGCUUUAGUAAGGAGGAAAGAAAUAGCACCAACACUUUGAUAUCCAUCUAUGGCUCUGAUCGAAACAACACUAUCAGGUUGUAUCUCGAUGGAAUUUUUACAGCAGAAACAGAACACAGCUUGACGGUUCUCAAAAAAGACCAGCACAAACUUCAAGCGGUACAGGUUGAAGACGGUUCCGCAAAAGAUGUUUUCUUUCUGGCGUCGUCCAGUAAUGGUAUUAAAACCGACGAACAUUGGAGAUGUACAAACGUUUUCGACGACGGCUGGUUUCUUCCUAAUUACACCGAUAUCUCGUGGCCAAAAGCCUUUGUUCUUGACAACAAUACUCGUGCUUACUUUAUAGCACCAGACGCUAAGUGGAUCGGAUAUGAACGUGAAAGUAAUAGGAUCUACUGCCGACGAAACCUAACUACGGCAACUGGGUCAAGAAACCCGGAAUCUUCACCAAGGGUAGUUUAUUCUACCAACUCGAUUGCAUCGACGACAGUGAUAAUCAGGCCUUCACCAGCAACUUCUACCGCGAUUGCAACCAAAACACAAAGUGUUUCAAAUCCUUCAAGAGUUCCAGGUAAUGGACGCCAGGAUGCCAGCUGCAUGGAAACGAACAGGCUGUCUACAUUAGAGAUGGUGUUGAUGGCUGUUUGUGGUGGUUUGACGGCUGUGGUUAUUGGGCUAGCUGCUCGUCUUUGUAUUCUGAGGAAACGAAGAAGAACGAGGGAAUAUACACUCAACGAGGUUAACAGCAAAAAAGAGACGAAUGAGGGAUGGGAAAUGAAGCGCAAUGACGUCACUAUAUGCGAAGAGUUCGGUCACUGUGACUUUGGCAAAGUGUACAUAGGAGUCAUGAAAACCCGUUUGUGUAUAGCACACGGACCAUCGACCCAGGAAACCAUCGAGACGAGAAAAAAAUCGACAAGAAUUGUAGUUGUGAAGAUGCUACAAGACAAUGCCACUCCGGAUCAGAAGAACGACUUUAUAGAAGAGAUUACCCUGAUGAAAGCUGUUGGUUCACACAAGAACAUCGCGAGUUUGAUUGGCUGUUGUACCAAGUCCGCACCAAAUUUCCUCAUCGUGGAGUUUGCAGCAAAAGGAAAUUUGCUUUCUUUUCUAAGAGAACGAAGAACAAAGCAGUGUGAGCUUGAUACCAACGAUGUUGGCCAAGUCAACGUCGCUUUCUCGAAAGCUGAGAGCUGCGUUGACAUAAGAAUUAGCAGCGCUCAGUCCUUGCAGGAUGAAGAACAAGAUCAAGAUAAACACGAUUCCUUGACUUCUCAGGACGUGAUGUCCUUCUGCUGGCAAAUCGCACAGGGAAUGCAAUACUUAUCAGCAAAGGGCAUUGUCCAUCGAGGUCUCGCCGCUCGCAAUGUCUUAGUCUGUGACACCAACCUUGCCAAAGUCGCCGAUUUUGGUUUGCGGCGAAACAGGGAAAACCAAAUUGUAGUGAAAUGGACGUCACCUGAAGCCAUGAAUGAUGGUGUUUUUACUGAAAAGAGUGAUGUGUGGUCAUAUGGAGUCGUUCUCUGGGAGAUUGCAACUCUUGGUGGUUUUCCUUACCCCCGCAUCAGAAACAGCGACCUUCUGAAACUGCUGGAAAGAGGACAUAGAAUGGAAAAACCAGAGACAUGCUCAGAGGAGUUCUAUCAAUUGAUGACGCGUUGCUGGGACUACAAUCCUGAUGCUCGGCCAACCUUUACCGAGCUGUGCCAAGAUCUGGGAGACUGGAUGCGAGCAGACACUUGUUGUAUGGACAUAAGCCAGUUGAACGAAGAUCAACCCUACUAUAACGAAUCUACAGUAUCAGUAUCCAGCAGAUUGUCGUACCAAGAGCAUGCUUACUAUCAAUUGAUGACGCGUUGCUGGGACUACAAUCCUGAUGCUCGGCCAACCUUUACCGAGCUGUGCCAAGAUCUGGGAGACUGGAUGCGAGCAGACACUUGUUGUAUGGACAUAAGCCAGUUGAACGAAGAUCAACCCUACUAUAACGAAUCUACAGUAUCAGUAUCCAGCGGAUUGUCGUACCAAGAGCAUGCUUAUGAGAGUCCUUCCUGA